Scheffersomyces coipomensis is the source of this 827-nucleotide messenger RNA. It is a transcript of the gene RPL12, whose product is annotated as 60S ribosomal protein uL11. The transcript has a single exon. The record is from RefSeq and is a predicted model, not a curated record. Gene Ontology annotation, molecular function: large ribosomal subunit rRNA binding; structural constituent of ribosome. NCBI's taxonomy places the organism in Eukaryota, Fungi, Ascomycota, Pichiomycetes, Serinales, Debaryomycetaceae. Gene Ontology annotation, cellular component: ribosome; cytosolic large ribosomal subunit. Bases 209 to 706 code for a protein of 165 amino acids. Gene Ontology annotation, biological process: translation.
UUAGCGGUCAGUCACGUGCACACUAAUUUGCAGGAAAAAUAAGGGACAUCUUCUCUGUCAGUAACAAAUUUUGGUGUGGGAAAAAAAAUUUCCAGUUUGAUCGACUAUAGCGAGGGAAUUGUAAGGUUAAAAAAAAAUUUGAUAUUUCUUUCCUUUUUACAAAUAAAGCUAUAGUUUUUAACUUGGAAUUAUAGACCAUUAAACAAAGAUGCCUCCAAAGAUCGAUCCAAAUGAAGUUAAGUUCCUUUACUUAAGAGCCGUCGGUGGUGAAGUUGGUGCUUCAUCUGCCUUAGCUCCAAAGAUUGGUCCAUUAGGUUUAUCCCCAAAGAAAGUUGGUGAAGAUAUUGCCAAAGCUACUAAAGAAUUCAAAGGUAUUAAAGUUACCGUUCAAUUAAGAAUCCAAAACAGACAAGCCACUGCUUCAGUUGUUCCAUCUGCUUCAUCCUUAGUCAUCACUGCUUUAAAAGAACCACCAAGAGAUAGAAAGAAGGAAAAGAAUGUUAAACAUUCUGGUAAUAUCCCAUUAGAAGAAAUCUUUGAAAUUGCUAGACAAAUGAAAGAAAAAUCUUUCGGUAAGAACUUAGCUUCCGUCACUAAAGAAAUCUUAGGUACUGCUCAAUCUGUUGGUUGUAGAGUUAACUACAAAAACCCUCAUGAUAUCAUUGAAGCCAUUAACGCUGGUGAAAUUGAUGUUCCAGAAAACUAAAUGUAUCUAUAUAAUAAUAAAAAGUGUUUAAUAGGGUUUAAUCAAUAACUUUUAACGUUCUAGAAAUUCAACUUUAAAAAAUUUUUCAUAUUCCUUGUUCAAGAUGAUUAUCAAAAAAAGU